Messenger RNA from Hemicordylus capensis (graceful crag lizard), 1155 nucleotides. RefSeq lists its product as uncharacterized. The coding region runs from base 236 to 961 and encodes 241 amino acids. The transcript has 3 exons. NCBI's taxonomy places the organism in Eukaryota, Metazoa, Chordata, Lepidosauria, Squamata, Cordylidae. The record is from RefSeq and is a predicted model, not a curated record.
GAAUCCACGGUGGAGGGGACACAGGGUUCUGAGGCGCAGGUAUAUAAAAAUCAAUGAAAUAAAAUCAAUGAAAUAAAGCAUUCAGUGAGGGGCUUUCGGUGAAGGCCUACAGUUCUAUAGCAGCAGUGCCAGAGCCUAAGAAGGACGAGGGGGCACCCUGAGCCAGCAGUGGGCGGUAUCAGCUUACCCCCCCUUCUCCCUGGGGCGAGUGGGGCGUACAUCUUUCACAGCUACUAUGGGCCCAAAGAAGGCCCCAGUUAAGAAGGGCGGCAAGCCCAUGAGGCCUACUAAGAGGCCACACAUCCCGGUCGAAUCUUCAUCUGACGAUGAAGGCGAUCUUGAGCUGGGGGCCAUCAGGGAGCUUAUUGCGCGCCUCCAAGCCCUGGAGAAGCAGCGCUCUGCCCCAGCGGGGGACGAAACAGGUAGAGGGCCUUCUGGGGUCCCAUCACGUUAUCAAAGGACAUCCAGGGCUGCCAAAAAGGCUAAGCUAAUGCAGGGUUUUGCUGAAUGUUUGGAAGUGCUCGAGGCAGCGGCGGGACCAUCUACACCCGAAUCGAGAGGGAGCAAGCCACUCCAAGUCGAAAAUGUGCAGGGCGACAGCAGCGAGGACCCCGGGAGCGACGAGAAUGGCGCAGGGCUGCAGUCAGCAGGGCCACAGGCGGCGAAGGGGCGUGCCAGAGUCCUCAUACUGGGCUACUCUUUCAUUUUUUGGGCACUCAAAUGGGCGCAGGGCGCUGAGCCGGGAACGCAAAUGGGCCUAGGGCGUUGGGCCACGGUAGAUUGGCAUGGUCGGCGGGGCAUGUGGAGAGCCAAGCUGUUGCCAAUGCUGCAUGAAUUCCUCAAGGAAAAUCCGGCACCGGAUAUCCUGCUACUACCUUUUGAGGGACUCCUGUGCCUAACAGUCCUGGGCAUGACAGGGGGAAAUUCCAAAGGGGCCAUUUCUCCCAGCAUGGAGAUGUAGUGGUGGAGGAAACUUGGCCCGAUGAAUUUCUGCUUGUUGCGCAGCUGUGAAAGGCAAAGAAGCCCAGAAAAAUAAGCUGUUAAAUGCAUCGUUACUGGUAAAGUCAGCAGGCCUUUGGAACAGUUUUGUUCUCUCCGUCUCUGCUUCCCCACUGCUUACCUGUCCUCAUUCACACCUCCUUAACAUCUGUUCAA